This is a messenger RNA of Helianthus annuus (common sunflower), 2350 nucleotides long. RefSeq names its product sucrose transport protein SUC3. Gene Ontology annotation, cellular component: membrane. The record is from RefSeq and is a predicted model, not a curated record. The transcript has 14 exons. Gene Ontology annotation, biological process: transmembrane transport. Lineage: Eukaryota; Viridiplantae; Streptophyta; Magnoliopsida; Asterales; Asteraceae. Gene Ontology annotation, molecular function: sucrose:proton symporter activity. Bases 286 to 2004 code for a protein of 572 amino acids.
ACGGUGAAGAAAGCUAAAAUUCACAUAGCUAACAGCAUAACUUUUGACAAUUAGUAAUAUAUUUAAAAUAUUAGGAUCUUUUGUAAACACUUUUAGAUAUUUAUGGAAUUAUGCUUUUUUUAUCUUACUCGAAGGUGAUACGCGUCUGCCAGUUGCAGAAAUCCAAAGUCUGAUAUAAAUCCACAUGGCAGAAUUCAAGUGUAUGUGAGUGUCUAGAAUCCACGUGUUGGUCGCUGCUAAAAUCCUCAAAUAAUCAAAGCAGCUCUACAAUUGUGAUUUGAAGGGAUGGAUGCGGUGUCGAUACGUGUGCCUUACAAAAACCUCAAGCAUGAUGUGGACGCGGAGGUUGAAAUGACUAGUUUGGGUGAAGACCGUAUUGAAUCUGGACAUUUGAUCAAUUCUUCACCACAAGGGGAGAAUUGUAGUUUGAUUACGUUGAUUUUGAGUUGUACAGUGGCUGCUGGUGUUCAAUUUGGUUGGGCCUUGCAACUCUCGCUUCUUACGCCUUAUAUCCAGACACUGGGAAUAGGGCAUGAAUUCUCUUCGUUUAUCUGGCUUUGUGGUCCUAUUACGGGUCUUGUGGCUCAACCUUGUGUUGGCAUAUGGAGUGAUAGAUGCUCUUCAAAAUAUGGGAGAAGACGACCAUUUAUUUUUGUUGGAACUCUCAUGAUAUCAAUCGCAGUGAUAUCUAUUGGGUUUUCUGCUGACAUUGGAUACUUGAUUGGAGAUACAAAGGAGCAUUGCAGCACAUUCAAAGGUACAAGGACAAGGGCUGCUUUUGUUUUCAUCAUAGGUUUCUGGAUGCUGGAUCUAGCUAAUAACACUGUUCAGGGCCCUGCUCGAGCUCUGUUGGCUGAUUUAGCAGGCCCUGAUCAGCGAAACUUAGCAAAUGCCAUAUUUUGUGCAUGGAUAGCAAUUGGAAACAUUUUAGGUUUUUUAUCUGGUUCAUAUGGAAACUGGCACAGAUGGUUUCCCUUCUUGAGAAGUAGAGCUUGUUGCGAGGCAUGCGGGAAUCUGAAGGCAGCAUUUUUAGUUGCAGUGAUUUUUCUAAGUUUGUGUACAUCGGUGACACUCUACUUUGCAAAAGAAGUUUCAUUAGCACCAAAGCAGCAUCACCGAUCAUCGUUAGGAUCUUCUCCACUUUUAGAUGAGGUUGGGGAGUUGAAAGGGAAAACAGGUCUUGAAAGGGAUACCCCAACUGAACAUGCUACUACUAAUGUAAUGGAUGCGGAAGACGGAGUUGAAACUUUCAAUGAAAGUCCUGGAUCAGUCUUGGUUAACUUGCUGACUAGCUUACGACAUCUACCAAACGGGAUGCACUCGGUGCUUAUUGUAAUGGCUCUUACAUGGUUUUCAUGGUUCCCCUUUUUCCUUUUUGAUACGGAUUGGAUGGGCAGGGAAGUUUAUCAUGGCAACCCAGAAGGGGAUGUUGCUGAAAUUCACUCUUAUGAUCAAGGUGUCAGAGAAGGUGCAUUUGGUUUGCUAUUGAAUUCAGUAGUUCUUGGUAUCAGUUCUUUUCUGAUUGAGCCAAUGUGUCAAUGGAUGGGUUCAAGAUUAGUGUGGGCAUUUGGCAACUUUAUGGUGUUUGCCUGCAUGGCUGGAACUGCCAUCAUUACCUUAAUUUCUGUCAAACAAUCUACUGAACAAAACAUGGUUGCUGGAGAAAAUGAGGCGAUCAAGAAUGCAUCAUUGGUUAUUUUUGCCAUUCUCGGUGUUCCCCUUGCGAUCACUUCCAGUGUUCCCUUCUCUAUCACUGCAGAAUUAACUGCUGAUAUAGGAGGUGGCCAAGGAUUGGCGAUCGGAGUGCUAAAUCUUGCAGUUGUGGUGCCUCAGAUUGUGGUCUCACUUGGCGCCGGUCCUUGGGAUGCCUUAUUCGGUGGAGGGAAUGCACCAGCAUUUGUUCUUGCUUCCUUGAGCGCCCUUGCUGCCGCUGUGUUUGCAGCUUUAAAGCUUCCAACUCUUGCUGGCACUUCUUACAAACCAAGAGGUUUCCAUCAUGGGUGACACUGGCUGCAUGCAUGGAUUCGAUUUUGUGAUUCCUCUACUUUCCGCCUUGCUUUGUGUUUGUACCUUAUCAAUAUAACCACUGUAUAGCGAAGUGCAGAUUUGGACAACCCGUUGAUGAACUUUUACCAAUCAUAAUCAUGUAAUCUAUAAUUUGCAGAUUGGUAACCAGAACCAUAAACAAAACAGAACAGAAAUUUAGAUCAUAAACCCAUACAUCCCACAUGCUCGGGUAUAUAUAGUAUUACAAAACUUGGGAAAGCAAGAAAACUGACUAGGUCAUGAUUGCAAUUACUAAAGGUUUAUAAUGUAAAAAAAAACCAAGCCUUGCAGUGGUUUAAAGUUC